This is a messenger RNA of Cylas formicarius (sweet potato weevil), 1331 nucleotides long. RefSeq names its product ubiquitin-fold modifier 1 (gene Ufm1). Gene Ontology annotation, biological process: protein K69-linked ufmylation. NCBI's taxonomy places the organism in Eukaryota, Metazoa, Arthropoda, Insecta, Coleoptera, Brentidae. Gene Ontology annotation, cellular component: nucleus; cytoplasm. The transcript is spliced from 3 exons. The coding region runs from base 301 to 1323 and encodes 340 amino acids. The record is from RefSeq and is a predicted model, not a curated record.
AGUUCUAUGCGUUCUUGGCGAAAUUUAUUUGUGCUGGAAAUGUAAUGGUAAUUUUCUAUUCUUAUGAGCGAAGGAAACCCCACUUUAGGAAAUUAAGUUUUUUUAAUACAAAUUAUAAAAAAAAUAUUUUUUUGCCUUUUAAGAAUUAAUUUGUUAGCCGCAGUCAGUUUCGCUCAGUUAAAAUAACAUUACACCAUGAGCGCCAAAGUGACUUUUAAGAUUACCCUGACGUCGGACCCAAAAUUACCCUAUAAGAUAUCUCAGGCAAGCAUCUGAUAGAAACUACCAAAACGGGAAACCAUGAACGAAACAUUUUCAAAAAUCCAACAAGUUAUAACAACAUUUCAAAAUUUCACGUCAAUAUACAAUAACAAUGUGUGGGUUAGAGAUGCUGACGCGGAUUCCAUCAAGUCCGCAUUCAAGCUUGGGCAUUUUAUAGAAAGGGUUUUGGAAUCCUUGGAAGCCAACCAAUGCGGGGGUCAAUUUUCGGAUUUGUUGAACCAGUGGUUUUCUCAAAAGCAAGAAAGGGCUUAUGAUGUGGAAUUUUUUACCAAAGCUAAUGAUAGGCUACUGGAGAAAAUAUUCUGUUAUGCUAACGUUUCAGAAUCGACUUUAGAUAUAUCCAUCCGUAUAUACAGUUCUUUUUAUCCAAAGUCAAGAUUCAAGAUGUUUUUACAACACAUUUUGUUGCGUAGCAGUUCGGUACUGGCUAUUCAAGAAUUUGUUACGAAUUGCGUCGGCUUCCCUGAAAAUUUUGAGGAAACGAUUAUAAUAAAAACAUGGACUAAUUAUUUGGUCUCUGGAAGAAAAGAAGCGGUCAUUUCAGAAAUUAGGGGUUACUUGUCCUUGUAUAAAGUUGAUGCCAUGCUGCCGACCGUUAUGAAAAUGUUGUCAUUGAAUGGCCUCUCCGAAUCGGAAAGGUCAACCCAAAAAAUGAUACUAGAGUGCACUUUGGAAAAAAUGAACGAUAGGAGUAUACUGUCGAAAACAUUUUGGCUCUCAAUGUUUAAAAAUCUAACCCCCGUAUCCAUACUAAACGUUUGCGUUGUUCAUAAGGAAUUUCUGGAAUCGAUUUUUAGCUUUUUGGAAUACGUGGGCAGUAUGAUACGAGUAGAACCUGGCAAAAGUGUCUUUGAGUGGAAAACCAUGGAAGGUGUAUCGUUUUGCCCUGAAAUCGGUGGUAGCGAUAUAGUGCCCUUGUUAAAGCUAAUGUUUAAGCCCGGUUCCGAUUUACGCCAUUACGUGGGCGAGGCCAUUCAAAAGGCGAAAAUCAAUUCUAGUUUAUUAUUCUGGGAAGCUGUAUCGCAGGAAAUCUCCCAAUAAACUGUGCA